Messenger RNA from Colletotrichum graminicola M1.001, 1434 nucleotides. Its product is annotated as C2 domain-containing protein. NCBI's taxonomy places the organism in Eukaryota, Fungi, Ascomycota, Sordariomycetes, Glomerellales, Glomerellaceae. Gene Ontology annotation, molecular function: lipid binding. The record is from RefSeq and is a predicted model, not a curated record. Bases 1 to 1434 code for a protein of 477 amino acids. The transcript has 4 exons.
AUGGCAGGACUCGUCGAUAAACUGACUGCGUCCGGCGGCACCGAGUCCGCAGGAUUCCUCAACGACAUCAUCGAGCAGCUAUGGCCCAACAUCAACGUCGCCGGGUGCCGGAUGGUGAAGGACAUUGUUGAACCCAUGUUCGCCACCAUGCUCCCAGGCCCUCUGGCUUCCCUCAAGUUUGUGAAGCUCGAUCUUGGCCCUGUACCCAUGCGCGUAUCCGAGGUAGACGUCCACAAGGUCGACAACGGCGGAAUCAAGCUCGACAUGGAUGUGAACUGGGAUGGAAAGAGCGACAUUGAGCUCGAUGGAAAUUUGGUUCCGAAAAUUGGGAUUGGACAUGUUCAUAUGAAGGGCAGACUCUCAAUCUUGCUAGCUCCCUUGACCAACGUCAUUCCUCUGAUCGGUGCUGCGCAAGUCGCCUUUAUCAACCCCCCUGAGCUGAAGCUCGACUUCACCGACGCAGCCAACAUCGCCGACUGGGUCCUGGUUGACAAGGCCGUCCGCAAGGUCAUCAUAAACAUCAUCUCCUCCAUGGCGGUCUUGCCCAACCGCUACCUCGUCAAGCUCGACAACAACAACGACUACUUCAGGACCUACCUCCCCCAGCUGGGUGCUCUGCGACUGACCAUCGAGAGAGCGGUAGGCAUUAGCGGGCCCAAGAAGAGCGGUGCCAAGAGGCUGCUGGCCAAGAUUGUGAAGGACAUACCCGAUUGCUACUGCAAAGUCAAUGUCGGCGCGGAGGAGGAAUGGCGUACGACGAUCAAGAAGAACGACCACGACCCGGAGUGGAACGAGACGCACGAUUUCCUCGUCGCGGACUACGACCAGAAGAUCUUUAUCGACGUCCAGGACGACGAUCUCGGCGGGGACGAUGACAUUGGCAUCGCCACCACCACUGUCAAGGACAUUCUGCUCAACGGCGGUUCUCAGGAGUUGGAACUCACUCAUGAGGGACAACCCACCGACGCCAAGGUCGUCGUGCGCGCCAAGUUCUUCAACUUUGUCGAUGAUGCCGGUGCCAUCACCUCCACGCAGAGCCAGAGCGAGGGGCAGAUCGUCGGUAUCGCUACGGUUCUCAUCGCCAGCGCUCUCGGGCUCGAGGGCAAGCGCGACGAGCUUAACCCCAGCAUCAAGGUGACCUGGGGCGCCAAGGAGUUCCUCACCGCGGCCAAGUCCUACAGUCCCGGGACUGACAUCUUCAACCCGUCUUUCGACCAGGCGUUCCGCAUCCCCGUGACGGCGGAUCUGAUCGCCAACCCGGCAAACUUUAAGAUUUCCCUUAUGAACAAGACCAGCGAGACCGGAUCUGUUGAGAUCCCCUUCGAAGACGUGCUGCAGGCCCCCGGUCUGGUCAGAGAGGAUAGUUUCGAUGUCGGCUCCGGCGCUACCGUCAGAGCCAGCAUCUCUCUCCGCGGAUUGCAGUCGGCUCACUGA